GACACAUCAAUACGAGUAAAGCUAAAGUGCCUUUAUUUUCUGUAUUCAAAGCAAAAGGUGUUCCGCGUUCCGCAUUUCGUCCUGGCGCAGCUCCGCGGAGACGCGCAGCGCGUGCGCGUGAAGGCGUUGCAGGUGCUGGAGCAGAUGAGUAUUCUGUACCCGAAGGUGUUUUUUGGGCGUUGGUCUCUGGUCCUGGAUUUUCCCGGCUUCCAUGUGAUCCGGCGGUACACGGACGACUUUGGGUAUCAAAUGCAAAAAUGUCUGGGUCUGGAAGGUCGGAACUUGUGAUGCUGUCUCUGGAUUCUAAAAAAAUUUGUAUUGCAUGACCAGCAAGAGGAUUCCAUUUUGUGCUACGCGGAGAGCGCAUUUCUCAUGCGGUAGAGGUAUCACAAAGCCCUCUAAAAAUCUGUGAUGCUACGGCAUGCAUCACAGACAUCAUGGCUCAUGGAAAAAAUGCAUGACAAAUGUCGAAAUCUUCCAGACCCAGACAUUUUUGCAUUUGAUAUUGGUGAGUCCGCGCUUAUGUCCGAAAGUACCCCGUGCAGCACCACCACAAAUAAAGACCUGCAAGGAGGUGGUUCCUCCUGUAGAGCUGUUCAAAGCUUGUCGUUCAACACAGCAGGAGGACCUGGUGCAGCCGCAGGAGCUCAACAUCAGAAGGUGGACGUCGUCUUAGGAACAACUACCAAUACGACCACCACCGGCGUGGUCAACAUGAUGAAACCGAAGCGACGGCUGAUCCACCGAGUGUUUCCUUUUUUACUGAACAAUUCCUCCCCGAACGAGGACAGUAACGCCGCUCCCCCCCGGCUCUCCGCGCUGCUCGCCGUGGCGCUCUUCGACGAGGUGCCCUACUGUCGCCAGGUCGCGCUGAACAUCGUCGUCCAGCUCCUCACUGUGCCCGAGAUGAAAAGCUUUCCGCUGCCGCUCGAAAACCUCCAAAAUGACCGCUUUUACAGCUGUCUCCGCGUCGUGCAGGAUCUGGACAAGCAGAAUCUUGCGCCCGCCGAGAAUAAAGACAAAGACGCGGGGGCAAACAUCAUCGACGAAGAAGCGGAAGCGGGCUUUGGAAGUGCCACUUCUCCUGGCAAGCCGGGGGCGACGGGGGCCACGCAAGAGUUGAUGACCGUGCAGAAGAGGACGGCCCAAGUGGUAUUUGUUAUAUUAGCACUGUUUUAUUCGCAUUGCGUCAAUGGUAGGAGGAUCCUGUUGUUGAGUGUGAAGAUGUCGAUCUACUUGCUUGCGAUUGAUGCGCUUCGAUCACCAGUUUCAUCUCCACCACACGAGCUCUCUUCUGCAUGUUGCUCACACGACGGGGCCACGUAUAAGGACGUUGUUGUGGUCCUCACAACAGGUCAAGGGUUAUUUUCUUUUUCGUGUCCAGCAAUAAAUUUAAAUUUAAAUAGGGCAAAUAUCAGCAAGGAAUAAGUUCUGGACCUGAUGUUGAGAAUACAAUCACCCAAUUUAUUCCUUGUCCACAGGGCGUUUCUUCGAGCUUCGGCUCCGCGAACAGCAGUAUGACGGAGCAGCUCGCGUUGGACGUCCGGCUGGCGCACAUGGUGAUGUUUACCCACCUAAAUGAACCGCACAACGUGGACAUUGCGCUCCACGCCCUGUCUCAAGUGGUUUCCUGCAUGCCCUACACGAAGUUCCGCGCGGGACUGCUGGGCAACCUGGUGAUGCACCUGGGCCCGCAGAUCGCGAACUUGUCCGUGGCAGCGAACACGCACCGCGCCCGGCGGCUGCACUGGCUGGUCAGCAUUUUCAGCCAGAUGCUGCGCUUCAAAAACAGUGACAGCAGCCACGCAAAGGAAAUUGCCUGUGCCUUGGUGCAGCGCAUCCGGAUCAGGUCGACCACCGCGAAUCAACAUCAUGCUGGUGGGAGACCGCCUUUUGGUUCGAAUUUGACGGACAGCAAGGCAACUUCUACAGCCAAGUGGCCCUCGCUCAACGGCAACAAGCACCCUACGAACCGCCAACAGUUAAUGCGCCUGGAGCUGCAACAGCGUAAUACAUUUGUCACCACGCACGACACCUGUGUGGCGGAGUUGCUGAUGCAGCUAACGCUUUCUCUACUGCACGACAAUGAAUUUGCGUCCCUCGUGCUGGACUUCCUCGCCGUCGUCCAGCACAUGUCCACGUUGCUCUACGGCGUGUGCAUGCACCUUCGCGACCAGAAGCUCGGCGGCGGUAAUAUGCGCAGGAAAAAGCGGAUGCCGCCAUGGGAAAUGCUGAAGCACCAUCACGCCCUGUUGGCGAAAGCGGCAAGAUUGAUUCCGGGCACGACAACGACUACAACCAGUGCUGCUGGGGCAAUAAAUCAAGAGCAGACCACAGGAACAGCACCACUGCAAAAAACAGAGAAGAAAGUACAAGUUGAGCAGGAACAAGCGGGAGGACAAAACAACGAUUACAGUACCGUGAAAAGAAUCAGCAGCUCAAAGGGCAGCAGCACCGCCGUCCUCGCGCAGGACGAAGACCAAGGAGCGGGAAGUAGAUCACUUUUGAACAAAGACGCGGAAGUUGAAAACAACAAGAAGCCCAAAACCAAUGCUGCGUGGAGUGCGCUGACCGAGGUGGCGAUGCAACUCGGGGGGGAAUCCUGCCAACUCACCCGGUUGCUGGAAACACUGUGCUUUCAUCUCCUCUGCGAACGCACCCAGGAGCGCGGGCACGUGGAUGCGCUAGAGAACCAUGCGACCGCAGGUGCCGACGACGUUCUGCUCCUGGUGGAGCAAAAUAGUAGUAGCACACUGAAUGUCAACAACCCGUCCUCGUCCAACUCCAGGCGGACGUUGAAAGGGAACGGAAAGCAGCACGGACGUGGUCAACACGGCAAAGACAACUACCUGUUGAAACAACACGAAGUGCUGACCCCCGCUUCAACAUCAAUAUCGCAGAAGGAGGUGGUGAAUAUCUACUUGCACCACCAGCGGGCCCUGCGAAUCUUGGAAGAAGUGCCCGGGUUCGCGCCGGUGGCCUUGCUUCCCCACGUGAUUGCGCUCUUUUUCACCAAACCAGUCCCGCUGAAAGGGGUCUUGACCGAGCAAUCGGUUUUAGCUUUUCAGUCCGUGCAGCAGCGCCACAACGUGCCCAGGUUCUGCAUCACCGCACUGCAGGACAUGCUGGUGGACGCCGCCCGCAGCGAGACCUGGAUGACGGAGUACCACGCCAGUGCCACGCUGUGCUUGCCGAAGCUGAUCCUGAACGUGAGCGUGUGGUUUCUGCACCGCGACCUCGUUUUCCGCAUUCUCACCACUUCCGGCGUCGCUGAGAACCCAAAGCGCCGCCGCUUCCCGGUCAUGCUCGCCCGCUUGUGCUGCCGGGUCAUCGAUUUUCUGUCCGACGAGGUGCAGUUACUGGCUAGUAGUACGACUAGUACCUCCGCAACAGGAACUGCUGGUGCGGAGAAAGUAGACAAGGAAGAUCUAGAACUUCAUGCGGAUGAUGAACCACAAGCGGCCCUCGAAGAUGAAGCAGAGGAAGUGUCCCCGGUGUCCGGCUCGGAGUUGAUCUUUUCCGCAUUGUAUCAAAUGCAAAUAUGUCUGGGUCUGGAAGGUUGGAACUUGUCAUGCUAAAUCUGAAUCAUGCAAAAAUCUGCGUUGCAUGAUUACCAUCGAAAGGCUCCCUUCCGUACGGAGCGCCCCGAACCCGUUUUAGCGCACCUUUAUGAUAGCCUCGCUGUUAUGAGAAGUUAGAUCAGUUUGUAGAACCCAGUCGGUUUAUGCUAGCAGAUGGCUAGUGCGCUGUGAACCCCCAGGACCAGGUUGACUCAGUCCCGACCGAAGUGGUGGGCGCUAGGGUGAACUAUGUAUGUAGCGCUUAGGGCCCUUCCGUGCGGCCAUAUGUAUGUCCCGCAACGGGGUUCGUCUAUGUCGGUCAUUUAUAUGCAAGGCGAUGGGUUACCCGGUCGGCAGAGCCGAUCCACACGAACGAGCGAUGAUUUUUACCAAAUGCUAUCCACUUUUGAUCAAGUUGAGAGGCAGUUUCUCAUGCAGGAUAGGCAUGAUAGUGAUCUCACGGAAUCUGUCAUGCUAGGUCCUCCAUUACAAAUCAUAUGGGUCAUCGAAAACCUGCAUGACAAGUCGAGCAAAGUCCCAGACCCAGACAUGUUUGCGUUUGAUACACUGAAGCAGGACUUUCGGAAGUUGCUCCACCUUGUCCGGGAACAAAUCACGGAAACCGCGGACCGCGGGGGCAUUAUUGCGUUGGGGGAUAUUGCGGAUCACCUGCGCAAAGCCGGACCGGCGGUGCUCGCCGCGACCGUUGGAGGGAAAGAGGACCGAGGUGCGUUUUUCAUGCCGGAUGUAGAAAUGGAGCCGCGUGCAGGAAGAGGAGGAGUUUCAGAGCAUGCAGUUUCCCCUGCUGAAAACAUCGACGCACAUCAAGAUCGUGAACUACAACAACCCGAAGUAGACGAAGACUGGCGGUUGGCCGCGGUGCGAUUAGUUUUUGAAUUCAGCGAAAAGAUGCAGGCUGGACAACUCGAGUUGUCUCCAGAGGAUAAUCUUCCCCGUGCUGCCGUCGGGGAUAGCAAAGAUAAAGACGCAGGCAUCCUCUGUAAAAACCUCGUCCCCACCUCAUAGGAAGGACAGAAAAUGCUUGCAUAUAAAUCUGUGUAGUGUGAAGGUGAACUAGAAGCAUUUUUGCCUGACCCUGACUAUCCGCGCAUCACAAAUUAUUUCCAAGCACGACUAGAACAUGGAUCGCAUGGGAAAAAGUCGCAAGACAGAAAGUUUCUGCGAGCAGAUUUCAUUCAGAAAUAUAGAAUAACAUCACAUACGGAGUGGAGACGUCGUUUUUGCACAGGAUUUUUGUAGCAGGACCAAAACUGGACCACGUGAUCGUUGUGCGGUGCCUUGGUUACCUGGGCUGCAUCCUUCCCAAAUGCGAACAGGCGGCGGCCUUGCUGGAGAAGAUCCAGGAGGACUUCGUCGAACGGAUUGCGGCGGCGCAAAUCGAGUUGACCAGGGACUACAAAAAGGAGCUAGAGUAUGGAUGUGUAGUCAGGACCGAAAUCGAAAAACUUGUGAUGCAUGAAAUGUAGGGCAGUGAAGGCCUGUAUUGGGGAGCAGGCAAAUGAGACCGAUUGUAAGCGUGAUUAGGGGUAUGCAAUGUGCUGCCAGAGUAGAAUGACAGGAGCAGUCUUCUUUGCCCAAAGAGCAUGACAGACUGAAUCUGGGUGCUCCCGAAAUUUGUCAUGCGCCACUUGGAAACUGAGGCUCCAACUGGCAUCCGAUUUUUUGCAUCACAAACUAUUUCAACUUUGACGAUUUCAAUCCUGACGCUUCCAUAUAGAGCGGGAGAAAAAAGAGAUGGACAGCCUGGGACUACUAGGCAGUGGCGCAGGUGCCGAGGGAUUGAUCGGUGGAACUUAUGGAACUACCAGUACUACAGAUACAAAAGUAGUAGAACGAGAGAAGGAUGCUCCUGGUCCUGCCACGGAGGUGGAGCCAAGAUCGUCCGCUUCGAUAGCAGCAUCUUCAUCAUCAUCCGCCUCGUCUUCCAGCAGCGCAACCUCCGACGAUCGAAACACAAUGUCUUUGAAGUUGAAAUUGAUCCAACCACCCCCGGGACUGCUAGAGGAGUACGAGGAAGAACUGCAAAAAGGUACUAAUAUUAAGUCUGACACCAAAGCCGGCACGACCGAAGACGAAGAGCCGAACAAGCCUUUCGGGAAGACCACGACAAGCAAGUCGAAAUCUAUUCUGAACCCGGAAGAAGAACAAUUAAAACCGCCCACCGAGCAGAUACCCAAGGUGGUGAAGCAAGCCCUGGAAUGGGGUCCGAGCAGCGCGGAGACCCAGGCUGAACUGGUGCGGAAGUCGAAGCAGCGAUCCGCUGCGAACUUUCUGAACAAGGGGAAAAACAAAGAAGUCUUUAAAAUCCUGUGGAACACUUUGGGAGCGCUGGGGCAUUUGCUCUCUUUCGGCGACCUGAGGUUCACGGAUAACACGAUCGAGUGUCUCUCCAACGUGGCUGUGGAGGUUCCGCACGAAAAGGUGCAAUUGAUUGCGCAGCGGGGUUUGGCCAGGGGAAUGCUCCGCGACAUUUACUCCCGACACAUACUAUCAAAUGUAAAAAUGUCUGGGUCUGGAAGAAUGCAUGUUUGUCAUGCUUGUCUGGCAUGACUCUUAAAUCUGUCAUGCACGUUGCCAAAGAGCCGCAUUUUUCUGUCAUGCGGAGACGCAAUUUGUCAUGCAGAAUAGGCAACGCCUACAAGCUCAGAAGUUUGUCAUGCUGAGCCAGCACUUGUGGCCUUCUCAUGCUACGCCACUCAGCAUCACAAGUUUCCAGACCCAGACAUUUUUACUUUUGAUACAUACCAGGCUACAAGCAAACCUCGCGGCAUCUGCAGUUGCCGGCUGCUGCGUAAGUUUGUUAAUAGGCCUCCCCUAUCCUGAGUAAAAACGUCCCCACCCCACAGUUGUCAUGCAGAUUUGCAGUCACAGGAAAAUUUGUAAUGCGCAUCCAGAUGAGAGGCAUUUCCAAUCGUGUUUUGGACUCUGUCAUGCUGUAAACACGAUGAGAAAGUAGCUUUCUCAUGCGGCAGCCCUUGCUCACCAGCACUACCCUGCAGGUGGAAGCUUGUCAUGCACAACUCCCAAAGCUUGGAAAUUUGUGUUGCAGAUUUACCAACUUGACUCUGGUAUGGGGACGUUUUUACACAGAACAGCUCCCCCGCUUGAUAAGUAGAUAUUUUGCAGACGAGUCGCAAUAUGUCGUGUCUACCAGUAACAAAUAGAAAUACUACCCCUAUACCCAAUGCCUAGAAUCUUCACCAUGCAAUUAAUACCUGUGCUUGAUGAAUGAACGAAGGUAAGUAGAGAAACUAAGAGCAAGAGAACCAGAACGUAUGAACUUGUUAGAAAGUCUCUCUAGGAAUACGAAUACCGUAUUAAACGUGAAGCCAGAACCUUCUCCAGUUGAAUACACAGUUUCUACCGCCGUCGCACUUGCGAUAGAUUAUUGCUGAAGCUCUCAUCAACGGGAACGGCUCGGUCUCGGAUUACUAAUAGGUAUUCUAUAUAGUUGUGAAGAGACCUGCAGCACACGGUCAUAUGCAUAUCUCAUUAAUUUUCAGCAGAACUAGUACCAGGAGAUGUGCUCCGUGUGGCCGCGGGCGAACCACGCUAAUGGAACAACAUUGAUCAUACACCCGCAAGAUGAAGAUGAACGCAACACGACUCUGUAAUUACGCCCUGCCCCUACAACUGCAUCUUUUUGAUGGCGCUUCUUCGCAGGCCGACCGGACCCAAUCUUGCAUCUUUUUUUAGAAGUAAAGAAAAGCACCCGUCAAAUUAAUUGUUGAUAAAAAGAUGAACAAAAAAGUAAGAAAAAGAAUGAGGUACAAAGAAUUCCGAAAAUAAUGUUUUAAGACGACCGACCCAAAUAAUAUAUGCAGUUCGUUGUAGCAGUAGCAGUUCUUUCGUAUGCGCACUCCUAGACCUCCUAGCAGCUGCAGAUUAGUAGAUCGGCUCCCUCCUGUUUCAUCCCUUUUCGUAGGUGAAGCAAGGGGUCACCAGGGCCAUUGGGGGCCCAGAAGAUAAUGAUUGAUGCGUCUUUUCCUAGAUUGAUAGAAGGCACGAAAAAGUCUGCAACUUUUUGAUGCUGUAAAAAAUCAGUUGGACGGAAAAACAAGGAGUGUAGUCGAAGGGCGAACCGCCGAGAUGAAAAAACACAGCACUUUAGCUAUUACUACACGAUGAACGCAUGAUAUGCAUGACAGAAAAAAAGGUAUUUGCACGCCUGAGUACUUCGUUCUCUUUGAUUACGGCC
Molecule: messenger RNA, 7779 nt
Organism: Amoebophrya sp. A120
Lineage: Eukaryota; Dinophyceae; Syndiniales; Amoebophryaceae
Source: the annotation of a GenBank genome assembly